AUGUCAAGCCACACCUCACAAAUCCUAACAUGCAAAGGCGUGGUGUGCUGGGGAAUGGGAGAGGAAGGGAAGGUGGAAGAAAUACAAGUGGAACCACCCAAACGGUGGGAAGUUAGAGUUAAGAUGCUCUAUGCCAGUAUCUGCCACACUGAUCACGUCUUGUGCACCAAAGGAUUCCCUCUUCCUCUUUUUCCUCGAGUCCCAGGCCACGAGGGGAUAGGCGUGGUGGAGAGCAUCGGCGAGGAAGUAACGGAUCUAAGAGAAGGAGAUGUGGUGAUCCCAACCAUGGUGGCGGAAUGCGGGGACUGCGAGAACUGUGCGUCAGGGAGUACAAACUUGUGCCUCAAGUAUCCAAUGGACGUGAGUGGCUUAAUGCUUGACGGGACCUCAAGAAUGUCUGUCAAAGGCCAAACGUUGUACCAUACAUUUUCAUGCUCGACUUGGUCCGAGUACAUGGUUGUAAAUGUUAACUAUGUCCUAAAAGUCGACCCUGCCUCUUUACAACUUCCCCUUCUUAGUUUUCUCUCUUGUGGCUUCUCAACUGGUUUUGGAGCUCCUUGGAAAGAGGCUAUGGUUCAAACUGGGUCUUCCGUCGCCGUCAUUGGUCUCGGUGCUGUUGGUUUAGGGGUGCUUGAGGGAUCAAGGAUGCGGGGAGCGAGUAAGAUCAUUGGCAUUGACAAGAACAUGAAGAGAAAGGGAAAAGGAGAAGCAUUUGGAAUGACUGAUUUCAUAAAUCCUGUUGAUGAGUCUGAUAAAUCUGUUUCACAGCUAAUCAAAGAUUUGACUGGUGGAGUGGGUGUGGAUUAUUGCUUCGAGUGCACAGGCGUCCCCAACUUCACCAAUGAAGCCCUUGAAGACACUAAAUUAGGCAAAGGAAAAGCAAUAGCAAUUGGAUUGUCAUAUGUAACAACCCUGCAAAUCAACCAUCUUGCACUUCUGUGUGGCAGAACCUUGAAGGGUUUCAUUUUUGGAGGGCUCAAAACCAAAACUGACCUUUCCAUUGUGAUUGAAAAAUGUAAAACUAAGGAAAUCCAGCUUGAUGAACUUUUGACUCAUGAAGUUCAACUGUCAGAUAUUGGCAGAGCAUUUCAACUGCUGGAGCAAGAAGAUUGUGUAAAGGUUCUUAUAAAGAUUUAGUUUUAAGUUGGUUACGACAUAGAUAUUAUGUAAUGUAAUAAG
Molecule: messenger RNA, 1179 nt
Organism: Morus notabilis
Lineage: Eukaryota; Viridiplantae; Streptophyta; Magnoliopsida; Rosales; Moraceae
Product: alcohol dehydrogenase-like 1
Exons: 7
Coding region: 1-1137 (378 amino acids)
Biological process (GO): formaldehyde catabolic process
Cellular component (GO): cytosol
Molecular function (GO): S-(hydroxymethyl)glutathione dehydrogenase [NAD(P)+] activity; zinc ion binding
Source: RefSeq, a predicted model, not a curated record